Messenger RNA from Protopolystoma xenopodis, 801 nucleotides. The record is from the annotation of a GenBank genome assembly. Lineage: Eukaryota; Metazoa; Platyhelminthes; Monogenea; Polystomatidea; Polystomatidae.
UUGUCUUUAAACGCAAUCAGCGCUGGUCGUGGUGACAGUGGAGGUGACGAGGAGCCCGGGGUGCACUCCGAUAUUUCGGAGGUCUCCGAUCUCUCGGACCUUUCGAAGGCCAGCCUCCGGUCGACUCAGUCAGAGUGGCCACAGACCCGAGGCGGAGGCGGCGUGGCUAGCCGACCGGUGCAUGCGAGUGGAACAGUCAGUUUAAGUGGGGUUGGCGUCCGCGGAGCACGAGCCACUGGUCCGCCGACAGCUCGGGGGGCUCGAUCCUCGGCCCCUUCGGCUGCCCAUGCGUUCGGCGGUGGCAAUACGGUCAACAGUCCGAAGUUUUCUUGCGAGUUUGGCUCUUCAACGCCCUCAAACAUCACGACCAGAGCCAUAGUCUCUGCUGGGGCUCGAAGCGAAGGUGGGCUGGGCGGCAACGGAAAGCGAAGUAAAGCGAGCGGUGCCUCAGAUCCAGGCUUUGCCUCCAUUUCAACGGGCAGCGCAGCCUCAGCCUCAGCUCUGGUCGCCACCAAAUCGACGAGCCCGAGUCCCGGACAGUCGAGUCGGGCGAGUCUGGCGCCGACUCCGGUCUUGCUCUCAGCCUCCGACCAACUGCCCGGCAUCGGACACCCGAGGUCGGCUAGAGGCAAUGAGUCUGGUGCUUCCAGUGGCCGAAAGAGGCGGCCCAGUAUCGGGCAGAAAUUUUCUACUGUUCUGGGUCUAUCACGAAAGAGUAGCAGCACUUCGAAUCUUGGUGAGCGAGUCUUCUGCUCUUAUCCAGCCAACCCAUCUCAACGGUUUUGCGCUUGGCGGCACUAA